Equus quagga is the source of this 1217-nucleotide messenger RNA. It is a transcript of the gene GP9, whose product is annotated as glycoprotein IX platelet. NCBI's taxonomy places the organism in Eukaryota, Metazoa, Chordata, Mammalia, Perissodactyla, Equidae. The record is from RefSeq and is a predicted model, not a curated record. Gene Ontology annotation, molecular function: protein binding. The transcript has 2 exons. Bases 676 to 1209 code for a protein of 177 amino acids.
GCUGCGGUCUGAUGGAGGCUCUGAGCCCCAGGCCUGCAGCAACUUGUUAAAAAGAAGGAUCAGGAAGUGCUAGAAGGUGCUAAAGAUGCGGUGGCCUCAAAAGGAGACUUUCCUCCACUUAUUCAGAAGGACCAAAGAGAAUUAAAAAUGAAGUGGCGCUCCUCUCGGUAGGAUUCGCAGCCCCUGGGAGCUGCCCACCCUCCACCUCUGUGAGGCGAACAGACGGGGAGUAUUGCUCCCAUUUUACAAGUGAGGAAAACUGAGAUCCGGAGGAACAGCCAGCAGAGCCACUCAUCUCGGAGGCCUCCUCCUCCCGGAAGCCCUCCCGGCCUCCUGGACCAGGUGCAGGGCCUCCUGGGUUCUCCCACACACCCGUGGCACUGAGGCCCUGGCGGUACAACGGGAUGUGCUGUGGGACUCCCUUCUGUAAACUGGGGUUGACCUACGGUGCUGUGCCCAGGGCCCUGGCACCCCGAGGACUCCCUGCCUCUGGAGAUAGGCCCUCCGGGGCUGCGCUCGCAGGAUAAGCCGGGCUCUUUUCAUCACUUCCUUCCUCCCACUCAAACAGUGGCCACCAUCGGCUGCCUGACAUAGAGCUGCCACCAGGGCCUCAACAGGACAGUUCAGGCCACAGCAGGGGUGCCUCAACCACAGGUCUCACAGCCAGCCUGCUCAAUGCCUGCCUGGGGGGCCCUCUUCCUGCUCUGGGCUGCAGCGGAGGCCACCAAGGACUGUCCCACACAGUGCACCUGCCACGCCCUGGAAACCAUGGGGCUGCGGGUGGACUGCGAGGGGCGGGGACUCACAGACCUGCCUGCCCUGCCGGUCCACACCCGCCACCUCCUGCUGGCCAAUAACAGCCUUCGCUCCAUACCCCCGGGUGCCUUCGACCACCUGCCCCAGCUGCGGACCCUCGAUGUGCUGAACAACCCCUGGCACUGUGACUGCAGCCUCACCUACCUGCGCCUCUGGCUGGAGGACCGCGUGCCCGAGGCCCUGCUGCUUGUUCGCUGUGCCACCCCCGACCUCGCCACCAGCCGCCCGCUGGGCCAGCUGACAGGCUACCAGCUGGGCAACUGUGGCUGGCAGCAGCAGGCAUCCUGGACCCCCCCAGGAGUCUGGGGGCUUGUGGCGCUGGUUGUCGUGGCCGUGCUGGGCCUCGCUCUCCUGGCUGGCCUGCUAUGCACCACCAUAGAGCCCCUGGACUGAGCCCAGGC